This is a messenger RNA of Peronospora matthiolae, 1938 nucleotides long. NCBI's taxonomy places the organism in Eukaryota, Oomycota, Peronosporomycetes, Peronosporales, Peronosporaceae. The record is from the annotation of a GenBank genome assembly.
AUGGCGCACAUUUGGCUCCGUCUCGAGCUCUUUGAGCUCGGCCUGUUGCCGUUACCGUCCAAGUAUGCAGCUACCUUGACGCUGAGCAAUGUGAAAAAGGCACUAGAUGCUGUGCAUAAAAAGUGCCUGACGAGCUGUAAUGGACUGGACGCUGUUGCGGGAGAAGACGCUGUGAUGCUGGACACGGAAGGAGGUUUUACUGAGAGUGAUAAUUUAAAUGUUGUCACGUUUGGUGGCUGGAAAGAGGCAGUGGACGACACGUUUCGAUGGAGGGAGCAGGAUUAUAAGGCGUUUUGGCUGCUGCUGGUGCAGUUUCACCGGAUGAUUCCAGUGAAAAAGGAAGUAGCGGACGAGUCAAUGCCGCUCGAUGUCGAGCAGUGCCUGGAAAGAGAGGAAGUACCGGUGUUUAAGGUGGCGAUUCUUCUCUUUAUUCAGACGGUAAAGCCGCAUUCGUGGAGGACAAAAUACUCGCUGAAGUCGUACAAUGCCGUCUGGUAUCGAGAACACGCAGAUAAUUUUGUGUCUGCAGCUGGUCUGGAAACAGCACCUACUGCAGCUUCGACUGCAUCGCCACGCUCGCCACUUCUGGGCGCUUUGGGAUCGCCGCAUAUGAGAGGUGGCGCCAGCCCACCGCCACCGCAGUCUCCACAUGCUGUGGGUAUGGCGGACCGCUCGACAGCGGACUCGUACUACUUGGCGUUUGUGCGGGAGAAGCUAGAGGAUUUGUUUGGGUUACUUUAUCCUUCGGUCGAUUUGAAAGAAGACUCGUCGACGGUUGUCAGCGCAGACCAGGUUGACCUGUUAGCGUUCUUGUUGUGUCUGGGAGAUGCUAGUCUCGUGGACAAGCAGGCCAGGCUAAGCUCGUGCUAUCCGACGUGGGAACAGUCUGAUGACGGCGGUGCAAUGUCCGACACUGAGGCAGCCAAGGAAUUCGUGCCACUUGUGGACAAUGGAGCUAAGGUUUGUCGGUUCUUCAAGACUCAUUUAUCGCUGAACGAGAAAAUGUAUCCACCCGUGGGGUACUCUGUCGCCGCUCUUACGAUGAAUCAAAAGGGCUUGUCAACUCCUUCACCCCCUGCUUUUUCGCUCAACGACGAUUUUUCGCUGGAUGGUAUUGCAGACACACCCGUGUCAGAGAAGACCACAACUCGUCCAUUCGUUCUAUCGCAACUCACAAAGACGACCAUGAUCAAGUGCAUGGACGAGUUUGUGGUGCCUGACGACGCUCGCCAACACCCGGAUCUCAUCAUAUUUUCCUGUCAAGACUCCACAAAUGUGACGAUUUCAGCAUGCAAGAACUGCCGUAUCGUCACGGCGCCAAGCGCAGGAAUUUUGCUGAUAGAGCGAUGUGAAAACGUGCAGCUCACGUGUCUAUCUGGUCUCAUUCGCGUUAGCAACUGUCUGGACACGCGCCUUAACGCGUACACGCUGUCUCCCAUUAUUGUCAGUGGUGAAAAUCUCGGCGUGAUCCUCGGGCCGUAUAACACCAAGUAUUCUGGAUUGAAGCAGCAGUUGUCCACGAUGCCGUUUCUGUAUAACGUAGAGUCCCAUGGCUGUUGGAGCAUGUUCCUGAACUUGGACGACGAGAAAGAUAGCAUGUCGAUCACCGACAAACCUCUGAUUUCGCUUCAAUUGCCCGAAACGUUCCGGGAUACGUGUGUUCCCGUGAAAUCAGCAGGCGGAGUCGGAUCCGCUGAGCGGCCAUUUCCGAUCCCUCCCGAGUAUGUGGCUGUGGUGAGGAAACAGCACGAAACAGUUGAGUCGCUGCGGCAGUUGGUGACCAGCAACGAGUUUGACUUGACGACGAAGCGCACGAUGGAAAUGGUGAUUCAGCUCAAGUUCAAGGAGUGGCUGUCCGCUACGAGCAAUGUGCGACAGAUUCUGGAUUUGGUCCACCUCGACCUAGCGAACGAGUCGAUUAGUAAAGAGUCGCAGUGA